CGGACCAGCUGUGGUUCUCUCUCCUGAAUCCGAAGGCCCGUUCCCCGCGGACAGGCCCAUUUUGACUUGGAUACCUACCACCAGGUGUCUCCACCAGCAGUACCCGACAACGACGGGCAGGAGCAGUCUUCGGGGCGCCUUUGCACCGCCAGCAUCGCGCGCGCGUACCCUCUUUGCCGUUUUCGCGCACCGAAUCGAGUGAUCCUGUUCAAACGGAAAACGACCGUCUCGGGCGGCAACGGUAAUCGGCGGGAACAUGUGACCGAGCUCGGGAAAGGUCGUGCAAGAGUAAAUCGCACGAGAGACAUCGGAAGGGGACACCGGCACAACACCUGUCAGGAUCAAUCAGGACGAUUCAGGAAUUCUUGAUCGCGUUGCCAAUGAUACCGGCAGAACUUGGGAGGUGCACGUUCCAGCGGCUAAUCCGGGACGAUUCGAACGACGGUGGAGGAUGCAGCAACAACAGCAGCAGCAGCAGCAGCAGCAGCAGGAGCAGCAGCAGGAAGAGGAACAGGAACAACGGAGACUCGUAAUGGUACCGUCAUCCACUUCGUCCUCGUCGUCGCCCUCGUCGGAUGCGAUUGUGACGGACCUGCAUGAGGCUGACGUCACGGGCCUCACGACUGGCUCCGAACUAUCCAAUUUGGCAUUCCAAAGUGUCACUCUCCGACUUCAGAAUGCUCUCCUCUCCGUUCUGCAGCGCGCGGCGCUCCUGCCGCCGGGACACGCCGCCGCGACAGCCUUGAAUUUCCAGGCGCUGGAAACAUACUUGACGCUUCAACGCCUUCACGCGACGAGCGCGACGCCCGGCGUCGCGCAGACGGCGACGAGCACCUCCACUAUCAUCGGCAGUCAACGGUGCUCGCCGUUGAAUAUCGACGCCACGCUAAACUUGGCGACCAUCAAAAACGACCAGCUGACGGCCGAUCAACUGUUUCGAUCGGCUGCCUCGAUCGGCGAGGACGACGAGGCGCGGCUUGAUUUUGUAACCGACACGGAGGAGGAUCUGGCGCUUCUCGAGGAAGAGGAGGUUCUGCUGCACGAGGCGUCCGCGACUGCAGCCUCUUCGUCCACAAACGAGCUGCUGUUGCGGCGAAUAUCUGAGGGGAAUCGUGCGACUACGUCGACGACUGCGGUAUCUCAAUCAUCGUCCUUGAACGCAUCGACAUCCCUCGCGUCGUCGACUUCCUCGGGAUGCUCCUCGGCCUCGUCCUCGUCGUCCUCCUCCUCCUCGUCCGCGCAACAUCCUUCGGUCGCGGUGAACUCGAGUGUAUCAAGGACUUGCCGCACGUCCAGGCCCAAGAAACAAUUUAUUUGUAAGUUCUGCAACCGAGAGUUCACAAAGAGCUACAAUCUGUUGAUCCACGAGAGGACACAAACCGACGAGCGGCCGUAUUCGUGCGAUAUAUGUGGCAAGGCCUUCCGACGGCAGGAUCAUCUUAGAGAUCACAGGUAUAUCCACAGCAAAGAGAAACCGUUCAAAUGCGCCGAGUGUGGCAAAGGAUUUUGCCAGAGCAGGACCCUGGCAGUACAUAAAAUUUUGCAUAUGGAGGAGUCGCCGCAUAAAUGUCCCGUCUGUGCCAGAAGUUUCAAUCAGAGGAGCAAUUUGAAGACUCACCUCCUCACGCACACGGACAUUAAGCCUUAUCAUUGCGCCUCCUGCGGCAAAGUCUUUCGCAGGAACUGUGAUCUGAGGAGACACUCAUUGACUCACAAUCUGGGGGUGCCGUCGUCGCCACCGCCGUCGGGAAUACCCGUUUCCGGUUCAAAUACUGUUGUUCUCCAAGAGACGUCUUAGUGCAUCUAGACUUUUUUUUCUCUCGAGAUCAUCGAGAUAAAAUCCUGUCUGCAUCGGCACGCUUCUCUCAACAACACGAAUCGACAUUUAAUUAUUAUGACGUCAUAGAGUUUAUAAUUUGAUUUACUCGAUUCUGAUGACUGAUUCGAUUGCACCGCGCCGGUAUGAUUGAGAUUUCGGUUUCUAUCCGCGUACUCGAAUCUUCGAUUCUCAUUGCCUACAUUAUAUAUCAUCGUUAACGAUUAGAGUGUAAUCAUUGUUAUGUGCAUUAUGAUAAGGUCGUAUACGGAUUCGUGCACGUUUAUAGAUCUGUAAUUAUUUCUAUGUAUGCAAUAUGCAAUAUGCAAUAUGCAAUACUCUGGAGUGACGUACAGUCGAGGAAUUUCUGCUCGUCUCCAUUGUUAAAUUCUGUACCUACUGUACGUAUCCGUUGUGUUCUCUUUGAUGUGUGUAAAAUAAACAUUUAUUAU
This is a messenger RNA of Linepithema humile (Argentine ant), 2268 nucleotides long. Its product is annotated as protein sister of odd and bowel. Gene Ontology annotation, biological process: embryo development; embryonic hindgut morphogenesis; regulation of transcription by RNA polymerase II. The record is from RefSeq and is a predicted model, not a curated record. Gene Ontology annotation, molecular function: DNA-binding transcription factor activity, RNA polymerase II-specific; RNA polymerase II transcription regulatory region sequence-specific DNA binding. Gene Ontology annotation, cellular component: nucleus. Lineage: Eukaryota; Metazoa; Arthropoda; Insecta; Hymenoptera; Formicidae.